CUUUUUCGAAAGCAAGCCAGGGCCACAGAUAAAAAUGACGAUGAUGCUCCAGACAACCUCAACUCAACGAUAAGUCAAGAUUCGAGGCUUGCAUGUUCAUUUUCUUUCGGUUUCGGGUUCAAUAAUUAUGCUUUGGUAUUUUUCUGUGUUUUGGUUUUGGACGAAGGGAGAAGAAAAAGGGGCCACCAGCUGUCGUGCGUCUCGCCAUCGGCGAAGGAAGAUCCACUGCUAGACACGACAAAAAGAGACUGGGCUCCCUAAUUUGAGAUUCAUUUGGGUAAUUUCUCUUAAACUCGAUUUAGCAAAGAUUAGAGAAUUUACAUGAAAAUGGAUCAUGAGGUGGAUUUGACAUGGAUUCGCAGAU
Messenger RNA from Linum tenue, 364 nucleotides. The record is from the annotation of a GenBank genome assembly. Lineage: Eukaryota; Viridiplantae; Streptophyta; Magnoliopsida; Malpighiales; Linaceae.